Aspergillus aculeatus ATCC 16872 is the source of this 1386-nucleotide messenger RNA. RefSeq lists its product as uncharacterized. Gene Ontology annotation, biological process: ergosterol biosynthetic process. The coding region runs from base 1 to 1386 and encodes 461 amino acids. Gene Ontology annotation, molecular function: Delta14-sterol reductase activity. The record is from RefSeq and is a predicted model, not a curated record. Gene Ontology annotation, cellular component: endoplasmic reticulum membrane. Lineage: Eukaryota; Fungi; Ascomycota; Eurotiomycetes; Eurotiales; Aspergillaceae. The transcript is spliced from 5 exons.
AUGGUCGAACACGAGUUCGGUGGACCCCCAUACCUUUGGCCUGCCCGUCCUGCUCUACGCGUUCACAUCGCUUGCAACGACGUGUCUGGCUGCCCAGUGCCUACUCUUCUGCAACCUCGCGACUUCAACUGGGAACAGCUGAAAGCUGACGCUAAUCUACGGGAUAUCGGUCUGUCGAAUUCUCUCUCCUGGAAAGUGACGCUGGUCACUGUCGCCUACUAUGUCUUCGGUCUUUUCCUUUGGAAGAUUAUUCCCGCCAAAAAAGUCCAUGGAACCAAAUUGGGGCAUCAUGAUCGCCCCCUUCAGUAUCGAUUCAAUGCGUUCUCGGCCAGUAUGGUUAUUCUCUCUAUCUGCGCGGCAGGCCCGUUCCUCCAGGGGGCCGAGUUCCCCGUCUGGAAUUUUAUCACCGAAAAUUACGUGCAGCUUCUGACGGCAAACAUCCUCCUUUCAUACGCCCUAUCUGUCUUUCUCUACGUCAACAGUUUCACCGGCGACACCAAGUAUCCCAACCGCGGCGGCACGACAGGCAACCUCAUCUACGAUUUGUACAUCGGCCGGGAGCUCAACCCCCGGGUUACCCUGCCUCUGAUUGGCGAGGUCGACAUCAAGACGUGGUGUGAAGUUUGCCCCGGUCUGACUGUCUGGAUCCUGCUUGACCUGGCAUUCAUCGCCCAGCACAUCGUGUUCACGACCGCCGUGCAGGCAUACUACGUCCUCAGCAGCCAGUACAACGAGUCAUCCAUCUUGACGAUGAUGGAUAUAACAACCGACGGGAUGGGCUUCAUGCUUGCCUUCGGCGACCUAGUCUGGGUCCCCUUCCUCUACUCGACGCAAGCUCGUUACCUCGCGGCCUUUCCCGUGCAUCUCGGCGGGUCACGAAUCCUCGCGGUCGCCGCCGUCUUCGUCCUCGGGAUUUACAUUUUCAAAGCGGCGAAUACCCAGAAGCACCUGUUCCGCACCCAGCUCAACCACCCCGCCGUGCGGGAUCUAUCGUCCAUCACCACCAGGCGCGGCGCCCGCCUCCUCACCGCUGGGUGGUGGGGUCUCUCCCGGCAUGUCAACUACUUCGGCGACUGGCUGCAGGCUUGGCCCUUUAGCCUGCCCACGGGGGUGGCAGGGUACAUGAUACUCCCGGCGUGGGCUGCAGCAUUGGCCUCAUCGGGCCAUCUCGCCGAAUCGCCGUCACGCACGAUGUUGGACGGGCGAGUCGCAAUUCAAGGCCCGGCAACCGGGUGGGGGAUGAUCUUCACUUACUUCUACGUGCUGUACUUUGGCGUCUUGCUCGUCCAUCGCGAACGCCGGGAUAAUGCCAUGUGCGCGAAGAAGUAUGGCGAGGAUUGGAAGACGUACAAGCGGACGGUGCAGUGGAGGAUAUUGCCCUGGUAG